Molecule: messenger RNA, 597 nt
Organism: Fraxinus pennsylvanica
Lineage: Eukaryota; Viridiplantae; Streptophyta; Magnoliopsida; Lamiales; Oleaceae
Source: the annotation of a GenBank genome assembly
AUGAGGCAGAAGAUUUAUUUUCUGAAGCAGUUGCAGAAUCAGGAUUCAAGGAAAGAUAUUUGUGUAACUUUUACAGUAACUUGGUGGAUUCACACGCCAAGCACAAAUCAGAGAGAGAGAGGCUGUGGAUUCUUGCAAAGAAUUAGAGCAGUUCAUUUUGCAGUCAUCCUCUAUGUGAAGCGUAAAGGAUACAAACCAUCUCUUUUUGAGAUUAGGUCUGUAAUUAGCAGGUAUGGGAGAUUGGGAUCCUUUGAAGACAAGAAAAGAAGCAUAGUUCAAAUGGAAAAUGAAGGGUUUAAAUUGGAUAGAGUUUGUUGUAAUAUGGUAGUUUCACCAUUUGGUGCUCACAAGAAGCUUUUGGACAUGAAUAAAGAUGAAGCUGAUUUGGUGACGGAAUUGGUGAAGUCAUCUGUUCUGGAUCAGUCCAUGGAACGAGAGUCUUUGGAGUUGAAGUUGGAUUUGCAUGGAAUGCAUUUGAUUAGUGCAUAUUUGAUUCUCUUACAAUGGUUUGGUGAGAUGCAACUGAGAUUUAUUGCUGGAAAUCAGAUGGCUCCGGCUGAAAUUCUGGUGGUGUGGGGCUCUGGAAAGCAAUGUUGA